AUUUGUGAAUACUUCUUGCUGGAAGUCCCUCACCCAGAGACCAGUGCUCCCAACGGCAGAGCAGCGGGGGAGGUAAGUGCUCAGACAUUAAGCCGUUGAGUAGAGGCAUGUUUUGCAAUCUCUCGUUUAGCUACCAAUUGGAGCAGUUUAACGUGCUUGAGUCCCCGGCGUGAUGUGUUCAUGGACGAAGUUGCCGAUGGAUGUUGUCAGGUGUUGCACCUGGAGGGCCCAGAUGGAUCAAUGAGGCAUUUAAAGUGUAGAAUCUCACCCUGAACCCAGACUAUUCAGGUCCGUUUUUCUAGGAAAGUUAUUUCUUUUUCACUUUUAGAUUCAAGUGCUCAUUUUCUUCUUCAAAUUUAGAGCACUUCAGUAUGAACAAUAUUUCUUUUGUUAAAAAAUAUUUCUUGGAAACAACUUAUUGAAGUUUCCUCAGAGUGGCCAAAGCCGAUGAUAAUUUUAUUCCAGAUAAAGAACUGGUGACACGUGGCUGUACAUUCAGCACAGCUGUGGUGUCCCCAAGUGCCAUGACCCAGGAGCCAUUCAGAGAGGAGCUGGCCUAUGACCGGAUGCCCACGCUGGAGCGGGGCCGGCAAGACCCCGCCAGCUAUGCCCCAGACGCGAAGCCGAGCGACCUGCAGCUGUCGAAGAGACUGCCCCCCUGCUUCAGCCACAAGACGUGGGUCUUCUCUGUGCUGAUGGGGAGCUGCCUCCUGGUGACCUCGGGGUUUUCGCUGUACCUGGGGAACGUGUUCCCGGCUGAGAUGGAUUACUUGCGCUGUGCUGCAGGCUCUUGCAUCCCCUCGGCAAUUGUGAGCUUCACCGUCUCCAGGAGGAACGCCAAUGUGAUUCCCAACUUUCAGAUAUUGUUUGUUUCCACGUUUGCUGUGACCACUACGUGUUUAAUUUGGUUUGGAUGCAAACUAGUCCUGAACCCAUCAGCAAUAAACAUCAACUUCAACCUCAUCCUGCUGCUCCUGCUGGAGCUGCUCAUGGCGGCCACGGUGAUCAUCGCUGCACGGUCCAGCGAGGAGGACUGCAAGAAAAAGAAGGGCUCCAUGUCUGACAGCGCCAACAUUCUGGACGAAGUGCCAUUUCCUGCUCGGGUCCUGAAAUCUUACUCAGUCGUCGAGGUAAUCGCAGGCAUCUCUGCCGUCCUCGGGGGGAUCAUUGCCCUGAACGUGGAUGACUCAGUUUCAGGCCCACACCUCUCAGUGACGUUCUUUUGGAUCCUAGUGGCCUGCUUUCCAAGUGCCAUUGCCAGUCAUGUGGCAGCAGAGUGUCCCAGCAAGUGUCUGGUGGAGGUCCUGAUUGCCAUAAGCAGCCUCACGUCUCCGCUGCUGUUCACAGCCUCUGGAUAUCUGUCAUUCAGCAUCAUGAGAAUCGUGGAGAUGUUUAAGGAUUACCCGCCAGCCAUAAAACCAUCCUACGAUGUGCUGCUGCUGCUGCUGCUGCUAGUGCUCCUGCUGCAGGCCGGCCUCAACACGGGCACCGCCAUCCAGUGCGUGCGCUUCAAGGUCAGUGCAAGGCUGCAGGGUGCAUCCUGGGACACCCAGAACGGCCCGCAGGAGCGCCUGGCUGGGGAGGUGGCCAGGAGCCCCCUGAAGGAGUUCGACAAGGAGAAAGCCUGGAGAGCCGUCGUGGUGCAAAUGGCCCAGUGACCCCCAGACGCGGAAACCGGGUGGCAGCGCCCAGCCUGGCCCCAAGCAUGGAAACGCACAACCCCUAAUCGCCCUGAGCUACUGCUUCUAACACCUCUUUUCCCUUGUGUGAGGGCAAACCAGGCUGCAGGUGGGGUUUUCACUUCCUAGGGUAGUUUAAUUUUAAAAUAGGCCAAUGUUGGCUAGUCUGUGCCUCAGUGAGAUCAGUCAGCUCCGAGUGGCUCCCGUGUCGUAACAGCAGGAGCAUGGCCGCAACUUCCCAGGCCGAGGAAGGGCCCCCGGCUCGGCCUCUUGAGAGCCCCACCCCUGAACUGGCCCCAGCUCCUCUUCCUGCCUCUCUCAUGGCUUGGGCUGGAGUGGGCUCUCUGGACCUGACCAGACUGUGGGUCCCUGCGUCUCCUGCCCACUCUGACCGGGCUUCCUCCCUCCACGCUUAGGGUCUGUCCCGGGUACUCAGUCAGCCCAGUGGGAUCUUACCCACUUCCCUGCAAGGUGCACCUGCCCCAGGCUCAGGCUGCCCAGCGGCUCUUCCUGGACAGUGAGAGCAGGGCUGGGCGCCUCUGUCCUGGCCCGGGAGCCGCAGGGGCCCCUCCUCCAGAGCCUGGGCGCAAGCGACACAGGCUGCCGCUGCUCUCCCAGGUGAAAUCCACACCAGUCCACGCCGGGUCGCCUGCCCUGUCUCCCUACUUAGACCCAGUCAUUCUAGAGGGAUCCACCGCCACACUGGCCGGCCCACGUCCUGGGUGCUGUCAUGCCCAGCUUGGAGUGCCACGUGGCCGCUGCCCACGUCCCGGGCACUGUCAUGCCCAGCUUGGAGUGCCACAUGGCCGCUGCCCACGUCCCGGGCACUGUCAUGCCCAGCUUGGAGUGCCACGUGGCCGCUGCUGUGACAGGCAGUGUUCUUGGGGGUGGGGCUGCAUCCAAGGCUUUGUAAACCGGCUGGACCACGUCUCCCUGGCCCCAGUGACCGGGGGAAGCUGAGCCCCUCCCUCCUGUGUUUGCUCCCAUUACUCAAAAUGCAGGACAGAUCAGGUCAGAGCCCAGGAAUUCUCACAGGUUCACCCAGCGCCCUCUACCUCCUAGCAAGUACUUUGUCUUGAUCCUCACUGAGAAGGCCCCAGGGCAGCGGUCUUCUCCAUCUCCGCUGUUUUGGGGUCUUAGGGUACAGCCCAGGCGGUCACUGCCCACCUGCCAGGCUGCAGGGACAGUUGGGUGUGAGAAUAACACUGGCUUUGGGUAGUGCCAUGGCCAGGAGUGGGUUUCCCUGCGUCUCCUCGUCCCGAGGGCGCCUGGGUCCUCCCAGCUGACGGCAGUAAAUCCACAGUGAGUUGGGGCGACUGUGAAACUGGAAUGCUGUUACUUUGAUAAUUACUUUCCAGCAGGUGUUUUCCUUCACAAUGGUUUUGUUUCUUUCCUUCUGAUCUGAGAAGACAUGAACGUUUUCUCUUCACCGCCGUGGGGUGUAUUGACUGGUCCCCCAUGGGCUGCUGGAAAGGCCCGGAGAUGCAUCUGUGGCCUGGGGCCAUCAAGAUCAAAGAACCAGGAGGCCUGGGAGAUGCAGCUGGAUGGGGCGGCCUGCAGACCCUGCCAGGGGGUUUGAGGACCCUCCCAGGUUUCCCACUGCGGAACAGGAGUGACUCUGGCUGCCAAGAUACCUUCAUGGUGUUCAUGACAAGUGGAAUCAUUAUUUUCAACCAUUGAAGGGGGAUGCAGGCAAGACACCUUCCCAGCUGCUCCUAGAGGGGACAAGCCAGGCCCUCUCUGCAGUCCUCGGCAGCUCCGGAAGGACACAGUCAGGGGCCGGGCAAACACUUUGGCCACAGCCCCAAACAAGCGCCACCGUGGGAGAGGAGAGGCUGCUGUCACUGGUACCGGAUGCAGACCCCACCCUGUCUGCAGGCCACCCCCACCUCCCUGCAGCUUUGAGGCUGGCGGGGUCUGCUCCUGGGAAUGGGGUGGGAGCCACAGGGACGACCCGGGGCGGGCUGAUGUCUUCUUGGGGGCAGACCAGAGAGCUCAAGUUUCAGAGUCAGAAUUAGGCACUUGGAGCGUUUUUGCUGGCUUGCACUUUCUUAUUUUCUUAUUUUAGAGCGCUUAAAAAAUCCGGAAAAAUGGGGUUUAAAAGAACUGUCUCUUUCAGUCUACAUUUUUGUUUAAUACGCUUGAGCAAUAAACGCUGACUUGCAGACGUG
Homo sapiens (human) is the source of this 3850-nucleotide messenger RNA. RefSeq names its product modulator of VRAC current 1 (gene MLC1). Gene Ontology annotation, biological process: caveolin-mediated endocytosis; cellular response to cholesterol; vesicle-mediated transport. Gene Ontology annotation, cellular component: cytoplasmic vesicle; cell-cell junction; endoplasmic reticulum. The transcript has 11 exons. The record is from RefSeq and is marked reviewed. The coding region runs from base 525 to 1658 and encodes 377 amino acids. Lineage: Eukaryota; Metazoa; Chordata; Mammalia; Primates; Hominidae.